Messenger RNA from Acytostelium subglobosum LB1, 1044 nucleotides. RefSeq lists its product as hypothetical. Lineage: Eukaryota; Evosea; Eumycetozoa; Acytosteliales; Acytosteliaceae. The coding region runs from base 1 to 1044 and encodes 347 amino acids. The transcript is spliced from 4 exons. The record is from RefSeq and is a predicted model, not a curated record.
AUGACAAAGAAGAAGAAAGGAAACGAGAAACCUUAUUGUUGGUAUUGUGAACGUACAUUUGAUGAUGAGAAGAUUCUAAUCCAACAUCAAAAGGCAAGACAUUUCAAAUGCACGCAUUGCAAUAGAAAGUUGGCAAGUGCGAGCGGCAUGGUAGUACACGUGCAGACCGUACACAAGGAGGUCUUGACAAAGGUACCAAACUCAAAGCCUGGAAGAGAGAGUGUAGAGUUUGAGAUCUAUGGAAUGGAGGGUAUACCAGAUGAUGAGGAACUGGAGAGAGCAGAUAAGAGACAGAGAACUGGUGGUGAUGGUAGACAAGGUGAUGGUGGUAGACAUGGCGAUGGUCGACAGGGUGAUGGUCGACGAGGUGAUCAUGACUCGGCACCACCUCCACCUCCACCAGGUUAUCCAGGAUUCAUGGCACAAAACAUGCCACCACCACAUUGGUUGCCACCUUAUGGCGCACCAUUCCCACCUCCUGGAAUGCCAUACCCACCUUAUCCUCCACAUCCAAAUGGUCCACCUCAUGGCAUGCCACCAAUGCCACACAUGAAGUUCCCUCCAAUGAUGGGCAUGGGAAUGUUCAAGCCACCACCUGGCAUGCCUCCAAUGCACAUGCCUCCACCUCCACCAGGUGUCCAGGGCAUGCCCGUGAUGGGUGGCCCUCCACCACCUCCUCCUCCAUCAACACCUCCUCCACCUCCUCCUCCCAUCACAAACAACAGCAAUAACAUCAAUAGCAAUAACAACACAAUCAACAGCAGCAACGCAUUCAACCAUCCGAAUGGUCAACACAAUGGCUCGACAGAGUCUUACAGCGAUGCGGCACAGCCUCCUCCACCUCCACCUCCAGCAACAAGCACACCGACAUCUUUCACCGUGGCUUCGGGGGCAGCAACGAAUACUACACCAUCCAAGGCAACAGCGCCAACAAACACUUCCACCAUCGUCAAGUCUGCCGCGGCCAUCGUGACCACACAUAACCAGACACCUGGCACCCACCUAGUCUACACCGAGGACAAUGUAUCAAUGAAGAAGUUGUAG